CCAACCUCGACUUCAGUUGCAAGAAAAAAAUGGCGGCAGAGGUCCAAUGGCAAUAAGACGAAAAAGGGUUUCCAAAUCUACGUUAAUUCCUCGCAGUGCAUCUAGGUAUACUACCUGUGAUUGCAAUUUAAUGCCUUAGUGACCCUUUGGACCAGUGGCAGACACCCGAGGGUUACAAUAUUAUUGUCAGAGAUGUUGGCAGAUGAUUUCUUAAUAAAAGAUGAAGAUCAAAACUAUUCAGCUUUAAAUGCCAUGCUGGAUUCGAUCAAAGAGGAGUCUCAUAAAAGGUCUUCCAAAGGUGGAAUUUCAAAGAAGAACAUCCAUACAAGAUUAUUGGAAUGCUACUUGGAAGAGGAAAGGGAUUCUGAAGAGAAUGGAACCACCAUUAAAGAAUCAUAUCUGUUGGAGAAAAUCAUAAAAGAGGAUGGCCUGAACACUCUUAUUGUGAACCUCUACCCUGGUCAUGAGGGAUAUUCCUUGAUGCUCAAGGACAAUAUUGGCAAAGAAGUAGAGACAGUGAAAUUGCCCUAUGAGGAAGCAGAGUUUUUGGAUUAUCUUGAUGCUCAAGAGCUGCCUCCAAUUCUCAUUGAAAUUUUGGAAAAAUUACAGGUCGAUUUGUUUUAUGAUGGAUGUAUAAUCGUGGAGUUGAGAGAUUACAGAAGAAGCCCGCAGAAGACUUUCCAUGAUCGAUCGUUUUUUCUUCUGAAACCUACGGCUCAGACAAUUGUACGUGACGUCAACACGUUAAUGAGCGAUGCAAAGUGGACGACUGAAGAUAAGUUGCAGUUAGAAUCGGAGAUGGUGCUUGCCCUAGAGCCUCGUCUGUGUUUGGAUCCAUCACCAGAAGUAGUCCAAAUCGCAAAUCGAAACCAAUACAAUGCAAAGAAGCUGAACAACCGUGCUCUGAAAAGGGCCAUGAAAAGAUUUGCACGUAGUAGUAAUAAUCGCUCCUUCAAAGUGCAGUCGACGGCUUCCCCGCAGCCGUUCCGACUUUUCGACUUCAUCAGUAAACAUAGAGACAAACGUGCUACGCAGCUGUAUCACAACAAAUUGAAUCGUACAACACAGAGUAUUGACAUGUGGAAGCAAAGGUCUUUGCAGCUGACGGCGCCAAACAAAAUCGAGGUAAAUUCACAUUCAAAAAUGCAUGACCAGCCGAAGUACGUAACGGACAGUACCCCGGAAAAGAUACAAGAGAUUGUUUUAGAAGGAGAGAAAACCAAUAAUCGUGCCUAUUAUUGCAAAGUUACUAUUCUGCGAAGACCAUCAACGGGAGAAUAUCUAGGUGAGCUGUACUUGGAAGAGGAAUUCGGCAGUAAGGAGGAAGGAAAGAAAGAUGGAAGGGCCUGCAGGUUCUCUCUAGGUAACCGCAUUGCUGCCCAACGUUACUUGCAGCAGUUCCAAGAAUUGUACACAGAAGAGGGUCGAAAGUCCGUGAAAAUUUCAACUUACGUCGCAAAUCAACAACAACAACAGCAACAGCAGCCGCAACAACAACAACAACAACAGCAGCAGCAACAACAAAGUCAGCAACAACAACCAAACUCGUCUACGAAUUCAACGAUAACUUUGACCCAAAGUCAAUCAGGGGCUUCUACCCAGGCAACAUCGGAACCAUCAAACGCAACAAAAGUCGCAGGUCAAACUCUUCCAAGCGCAAUUUUCACUCAGGGUAACACUUACAUCUUAACCAGUGCUAUUGGGAUGACACCUCAGUCCGUUGCCGUUGUGUCUUCAGGAAUUUCAACGACUGCGACGUCAUCUGGACAGGUGCAAAGUAGUGGGUCUCUGUCUACAGGCUUCACCCUUACUGCCUCUGGCAACUCUUACUACGUGCCUGCAUCAGGAGCAAAGACAAUAUCCGCCAAAUUCGGCAACUUAAGAGCAAGGGCAGUGGACAACACGAGUCAAUCAAGCAAUGUUCAGUUCACCACUGCAUACAUACAGCCCGUCGUAUCUGGAGGAUCUGUCUCUGUGACAAGCCAAGGCAUAACUGCUGUACCCAUUGUUGGCACAAAUGUAAACAUUGUCCCUGGCACAAUUGGUACACAGUUUAUAGCAACAGGAGGAUUAAAAUCUGCAACACAAAAUAUCAGGCCGGCAGGUCCAGCAUCAAUUACGAUGCUUCAGCAGACGGCUGGGUCGCAACAGCAGUCAGUCCAGGUGGGGCAACAACGAUUGCAAGCUCAGUUUGCGGUUCCUGGUAACUUACUACCUCUUUCCCAAAUGACUCGAGUUAGUGCCAAUGCAGCUCAACAAAAGGGACAGCAGUUGCAGCCGGGUAUGGCUUCGGUUAUGGUCAAUGGGAAACAAGUUAUGGUUCCUGGGCAGACAGCAAUGAUACAGGGUCAACCAACCUUUAUACCAAGCCAGACCUCAAUUUUACAAGGGCAAACCGUCUUACCAAAUGGACAGACAGCAAUUAUUCAAGGAGGCUCUUUUUUCUUGCAAGGUCAACCAGGACAAUCUUUGGUCGCAGGACAAGGCCAGGGUCAAACUGUAAUGAUCCAACAAGGUCAGGGGGCACAUCAAGGCACCAUACUGUCAGGCCAACACCAGAAUCAGGCUCAAGGCACCAUGGUUCAAGGGUCUUCCCUUCAAGGACAAACGGUGUUGAUUCAAGGUGGAGGGCCAGGAGGGCAGGGGCAGACGUUUAUGCUACAAAACACAGGGCAACAAGGCCAAGUGUCCAUCAUCACUACCAGUCUUUCACAAAGUGCAACAACACAAUCGAUUCAAAUCGUACAGCAGCAGCAACCACAGAACAAAUUGAAUACUGGCAUUGCAGGAAAUUCGAGUUCUGUGUCGUCAUCCUCUACUGCGCUCUCAGCUUUGACGUCCCAAGUCAACCUUAUUCCGGUGCAGCAAAACACACAACAGCAACAGCAAUAUGGACAGCAAAUGCUUCAGUUCUCACCGCAGGCUCCACAGCCAGCAAAGCCAGCAACGCGCCGGAGAAGCAGUGGCCAGCCUCCAGGUGCAGGCGGCAAAAGAAGGCCUAAUUCUGCAACUAAGUAACUUGUAUCUAGUCGAAAUUACGUUGCCAGUUUAUAGUGCAGAUCUUACUUCCUCCUUAAAGGUCAUUGUGAAUACACGUUUCUAGGAACAUACCAUAGACAUAGGAAAUUAACUUCCAAGUUCUUGUUGGAGGGUCAUUUAGGAAUGCAAAGAAGACUGGCAUUCCCUUCAAAAGCUAUUCAAUCUCUUGUCAUCACCAUUAUUAGCUAAUGCUACAACAGUUUUUUUCUCCAUCUAUUUGCUCCAAGCACAUAGGAGAGUUUUUGGGCCCGAACAAUAUGUGGCAAAUAAACAAAUCUUAGUAGCUCCGCUCCUUUUAAACAAUGAAAACUAAACUUUUGUUUGUUUGGAAGCAAAAAGGGCCGUUUUGGGCUUUCUCUCACCUGGAUGGGCUGUACUUUGCCUCUGAAUAAACUCAGGAUCUUUAAAACCUCUCAAAAAUCGCAAAUAUUGUUUGUUCAAAAGUCUUUAACAUGUUUUUUGUCUGAAAAUUCUCAUUUUAAAAUUCUUUUUAUAGAUUUAUAACUCAAAAUGUUAUUGCAACAUUCAAUACAUUAGUGCAUUAUGACGAAAAAUUAUGUGAAUAUUUAUGGUAUCAUGGAUCAAGAUUAGGAAAAUCUUUAGAGGGUGUGUAACCAAAUGUUUAUCGCAUGGAGCUUUUCGCAACGUUUUUACAGAGUAAGAAUUUCUUGUAAUUAUAUGAAAAUGUAUGAUAAUUGAAGUAGCAAAAAGUCUUAAUAAAAAUUUCACUGCAAAAAUUAAUUUCACUUUAUGUUGUUGCCAACUAAAUUGACUGUAUGGAAAGGAGCUUCCCCCCUUGCGGCAUGACAGUAUGAGAAUGAGCUUUGUUUCUUAAUGUAUAUAAAACAAGAAACGUUUUCUAAAAUGGAAAAUAAAAAACAAAAAGGGAAGCAAAAGGAAGGAGUAAAAGCUCUCAUCAAGUCGUUUGUAUUUAUUGGAUGUGAUUGGAAUACCAAGCUUAAUCGGUGGAUGGGAAUGGCAUAUCAAGAUAUUUAUUUCCACGGAUUGAAAAACUUAUGGAGAUGGACGACUAUUCAAAUUAAUUGUUUACGGGAAUCUAUUCAAACUUAGUUAUCGAUUAAAACACUAAAUCGCUGCUUUAGAUAUGAUAUUAACGAAAUCAGCACCAACAGAGCCACUGUUAAAAAAGCAUUUGUUACACGCGAAAGCAUUCUCAGAGAGACAAAAUUGUUGCAAGUUUGAUACCAAAUGUAUCCCCAUUCUAUGUUCAGUAUUUUAUGGUUAUUGAUCAAAAACCCAUAGCCAAGACUAUUUUCACAAAAUAUGAGCUUCAUAUAAAAGAUCAGCCGCGUGAUUUUUUUAAGGAAGACGAUGAGUACAAUUUACAGUGAGGAAGCACUACCCCCAAACAACAUGCUUCUACGUUAUAUUCUUAGAUAUGUUUCCUAUGAAUUUCACGUAUGAAAAUCCUUUGACUCUAACACUUUCUAUAUAUGCAUUCAUUUCCAUUUCUGCUUCCUCUUUGGAAAAAGUUUCUUCCACCAAAAUAAAAUGACUAGCGAUCAAUGUUCGCUGUCAGUUUUUCUAUGGUCUGCCUUAAUUCUUGGCCACGAGACAAGGCUCUGUCAAUGCACUGGCGAAAGAUAUCAUCUUUGAUUGCCAAUCCUCCUGGAAAAAUAUAAUAGUUGUAAACUUUGUUAAUCUAAUUGUAGAACAUUAUUAAGAACGUGAGAAAUAAUGAUUCGGAAUACAAAGAAGAACAAUAAUGAAAUAAUGGCCACAUUAUUGAAUCCUAAAUUUUUAUUGGACUUUAAACGAAGAAAAUGGAUAAGUUUUAGUUUUUUUUGCAAAUUGAAGGUUUUUAUUAAAAAGGGGUGAACUUCACGGAAGAUACUUGGUAAAUGAUGCGUGCCUUUGGUGUAAGAUGCACUUUAUGAGUUUUUAAUGAAGAUGCUGACAAUCAUGAGCACGGUUGCUUCAAUAAAACAGUUUAUCGAGGGAUAUUGAUGAUGCAUUAUUACAAACGGAAAGGUUAACAAAUUUUAACAUUGAUUUAUUCUUACUUAACAACAUAUUAAAUGCUAAACAUUUGAUCAAUUUAGCAAAACGUCAUUAAAAAAGUUUGAUUUUUUGCCCAGUGGUUAACAGUGCUGUCUAACGCCACCAGGGCAGCAUGUAGUGGUUUGAGGCAUCCAAGCAUCUUGAGCAUUCAAGCACCAUGAAAAAUGAAUAAGAAAUAGGUUUAAGGACCAAAAAAGCCUAGGUAUACAAAGUCAGGGGUCGUGAGUUCGAGCCUCGCUCGGGUCGGUUAUUUUCCUGCACUCUCUACUAAUUAUCUUUAAAAAUCCUGUUGCCUGUAAAAGUGAAAGUGUUUGAAUGCAUGUUAAUUUUAUUCAAAAUGAAGUGAUAUUUCAAUAUUUGAUGGGCAAAUAGCCUACAUUGUUCAAUAAAUUUUAACUUGCCUGGUUUGUAUACUGAGCAUAAGCUAUUGUCUUCUAAGGUUACUAUGGUGAUAACAGUAUCAGCUAUGCCUUCUUCCUCUUCAGUUGGAUCAGCAACAACCUGUGAACUGAAAGUGUAAAAAUAGACUUAGAAUAAAAAAAUAAUUGAUAAACAAUAUUUGAAGAAGACAAAUUUUUGGUAGUGCAAUUUCUUAUCAACAAAAUAAAAUGCCUUUCAAGAUCAUUUUUCAAACUGCAGGCACACAUCAGCUUUGGAAUUUUUGGAUGUACACUUACGUUCAAAAAGUAUUGGGACACCCUUCGAAACUUCGAAGACAUUUUAUGCAACAAAUUCGGAAAGACUUUUUUAAAAUCUUUCUCAUUAAAAAAGUACGGCAGUUAUUUCCAUGAAAUUUUCACAAGACAUUGUUGAUAUUUUGAAGCCUUUUAUGUACGCCAAAAAAUUAAAAAUUCAUCUACCAUAAAAUUUCUAUAGGUCUCGAGACGAAAACAUGGAAGCUCUGAAAACUCAAGAACUGAGUUAAGAGAAGCGCUUACAAAGUGCUUUCUACUAUAAUAAAGUAAAUGGAUUUUGCGAUAUUGCAUCAAUUCUCGGCUGCUCAAUGAGUGCAGCUUUUCUGGUGUGUAAAAAGUUUUUCCGUACAAGAACAGAAAAAAAUUUACCAAGGGUUUGCAGACCAAAGAAGUUUACGACGCCGAGGGACGACAGUUCUUUACUGAGGGAACUGCGAAGUAAUAGGUUUGAAUCCUUACCAGACAUCGUGUUGUCAUGUAAAAAGAAGCUAAAUAAUGGAACAUAAGCAAAAACAUGGCUAUAAAGUUAUGAAAAAUACAAAUUUUCCAGCGUUAUAAGAAAAACAAAUGCUCUCUCAAAGUUAAAAUUAAUCAUCGACGAUGAGUUCAAUGGCUUCUCCUUGAAUGUUACGCAAUUUUAAAAGAUGCUUGAAUAAAUGCAAUAAUUUAAUAAAUUUGUAGCAUAUUCGUCGAUGAAGAUAACUUUUUUUGAAGCUUAAAAGUUUGAUUUUAUAAUUUCUUUUAUAAUUUUUUUUGUUAUGCAAACGUGAAAUUAAAAAGUUGUAUUUGUUUGGACAGCUCUAAAAUUUUUGGAAGGUCAUGUGACUUUGCCAUUGUUAGGCCAUUCAGCCCUUCUGCAUAUUUUGCUGUUAUAAUCAGGAAAAUCGAAAGAAUCCUGUGUUUUCUUGGUUAUUCUUCAUAAGUUGAAGCAUUUUGUUAACUUUUUAUUCCAUUUUGGGGAAACUUGGGCCUAGAUUAUUUGUAGAAAGACUGCCUAAAUCUGAAAAAGUUUCCGUUGCAAAACCGAAUCCAACGGAACGCCAUAAUUCGUUUAUCGAAUUCGUCCCAAUACUUUUUGAACGUAAGUGUAGAAGCGUUACAUGGCUAAAAACCUAAAAAUAUACCACAGUCAACGUAUUAAAUAGAAAUCAGAAAUGAUUAGAUGAUAUGUUUUAAGCCUACUCACUUUUGAAACACAGCAAAUGUACUAGCGAUGGGAUUACUGGCAAUGUCUAAGGAAGAUUUUUUAUCAGUUGAUACAACAGUUUCCCCUGUUUCUUCACUGUAUGAAGCGGAAGGUAAACUGCCUGAAAAAAAUAAAUAGACCUUAUUAAAAUACUGAUUAUUCAUAAAGAAGGGUUUUAUCUUCUAUUGGUUUAUUAUGCAUAUAAAUGGAUACACUCAAAGACAGGAAGUCUGUAUUUUUAUUUUGUAUUGUGUAAUAGAGUUAUCAAUUACACUAGUGACAAAUAUUAAGUAUGAGUAAUCAGACCAAGAGGGGUUAUUAACCAAUUCAAAGCAUUUGCUUUAUGAUAGAAAUGAUAAAGCUAUAGUACUCACAAUUAUGCAUUGCAGCAAGCAAAGCAAAGAGUGCAGCAUCUUGAAUAUUACCAUCAUAAUUCAAGCAGAUGACAUCUGCAUACAAACACCAUACAGCCUAUAAAAUUGUGAAAAUUCAUGAUAUAUCAUUCCAUGUUUCAACUGUAUUGCAUUUUUAUCAUGUGUCCUUCUCGCCAUGGAAAUAAGGCUUGUGUGAUUAUAUUAUUCUAAGAGUCACAUGGCCUUUGUAUUUCAGUUCAGUUCAGUCUGAAUCAUUAAAUUCAACUGCAAACAAAAACAUUACUUAAUAUACCUAAUACUUACAUAAAAACAAUUUUGAUUAACUUCAAUUUAUUUUUCUACAGCAAAGAUACUAAUUAGCUGAAUAAUGCAAAACAGGCAUUGUUUGUAAGGGGAAUGUAUACAUACUUGUCAGCACAUGAUAUCCUAAAUACUGGAUAAUUAUUUUUACUAAUGGUUUUUUUCAGUUCCCAUUCCAAUAGCUACUUAGCUGUCACCCCUUUUGGCUUUUUUCAAGCAACCAAAUUAUUUCAUAUUUUAAUGAAUUGCAGAAAAAACUUUCAAAUAUGUAGCUUGUGAGAACAGGAGCUUACCUUCCCUUGAGCAAUGCAUAGACUUUCUGGUUUUAAAAAAGAAGAGCUGCAAAAAGAGAAAUCCAACAAAUCAUUCAGUUGAAAUACAUUAGAACUUUCUUUGAGAAUUACAAGAGUUAUAAGAAUAUCAUGGCUCUUCGAUUUUUCAAUAUUUACUUACCUAUUAGCGGUAUCAAUGAGGAACUGGGUCAAAACUUGGGCUUGUUCACUGGGUGGACCUGGUCGAAAUUUUGCUGAGCACAAUGGAGGGAGUUCUACACUGGACAC
This is a messenger RNA of Rhopilema esculentum, 8176 nucleotides long. RefSeq lists its product as uncharacterized. Lineage: Eukaryota; Metazoa; Cnidaria; Scyphozoa; Rhizostomeae; Rhizostomatidae. Gene Ontology annotation, cellular component: SAGA complex. Gene Ontology annotation, biological process: regulation of transcription by RNA polymerase II. Gene Ontology annotation, molecular function: transcription coregulator activity. The record is from RefSeq and is a predicted model, not a curated record.